Fusarium tjaetaba is the source of this 2388-nucleotide messenger RNA. Its product is annotated as heterokaryon incompatibility protein. The transcript has a single exon. Bases 1 to 2388 code for a protein of 795 amino acids. Lineage: Eukaryota; Fungi; Ascomycota; Sordariomycetes; Hypocreales; Nectriaceae. The record is from RefSeq and is a predicted model, not a curated record.
AUGGACAUCCUGCCCGUCCCCAGUUACUCGAAACACCCUGUCAUCGAAGUCAGGCUGCUACAGAAGCCAAUACCUUAUGAUGAUCUCCCUUAUCCCACAUACCCUGAACGGCAAGGCUGGCUACCAAGAAGCCUAGAAGAAUGGGAAAGACUCUUCAAGCGCCCGACUCAGGCCCUCUGCGCUUUCUUGGAAGAAUGGUUACUCCUUGUGCCCCUGCCUAUGGCAUUGAAUUGUUUAGUCGAUACAGAGGACGCGAUUAGCUGCAUCGAUCUCGUCGAUGACACCUGUGGAUAUCCUGUAUUCACACUCAAAAAAAUCCAAAAACAGAUACAACAACUCUCAACAUACAAGAUGAGCGAUGUUGUAAUGAUGCGCCCCGAAUCCAUGAACAACUUUUUGGUAGCGGUGAACGAGAAUCGUUUACUUCACAAUGCUCUACUCGACUACGGUGAGCGGUAUGUUGAUAACGACCCAGAUCAUCAAGUGCCGGAGAUACUCUCGAUUGAUGAUUUUAUUCGAUCGAAGAAAGCCCAUGACCCAAGGAGCGAAGAAGUCAUUGUUGCCACAGACUUGAUGCUGGAUCUUAUGGCCAGCAUUCUUGACACCGGAAUGGAAGCAAGAACCUUGGGGCUCGAUCCUGGCUUCCCAAGAUCUUGGGGUUCUCCCUUAUGGAGGUGGAUGUUGCACGAUCGCUGGUGCCCUUCGGACCUUGCCCGCCUUUUUGGACAUUUACCUACGGCUUGCAUCCUUUUCCUAUAUAACAUGGGACCACCGAAGCCAAACGAAGAUCAUCCCAUGAUCCGCAUCACAAAGCCCGGCACUUCACUGCAACUUUCGAGGGGUACCUCGGAUUCUCGUCGUUCCUUGUGUACUGUGUUCAAAUGUGCCCACAGACAGCUCAUAGAGGACGAGUACGAAAGAAAACAUGUCGAGGGAUGCCAGGGAUGUCAGGAUGUGGCUGCAGAUCCUGAAGACCUGCAUCGUAUCAUCGAGAGGGGAAAGAUUCCUCUGAUCUUGUCUAUCGAUGAGGAAGAUUCAAGUGAAACGGUGGUCUUCAUCGAAGCUGAACCUGAUAUUGCAUACGUUGCUAUAUCACACGUCUGGUCUGAUGGACUAGGCAAUCCCCAACGGAAUGCGCUUCCUCGCUGCCAACUCCUUCGGUUAAGCAAACUGAUCCGAAACCUCCCAGGCCAACACCAGAAUAUCAUUCUCUUCUGGUGCGAUACACUUUGCAUCCCACCUGACUCGGCAGGAGCAUCUGAUACACAAGCCCUCGCUAUAGGCCAAAUGCGCAACAUAUAUUUUGACGCAUCAGCAGUUCUUGUUCUUGACUCUUCAUUAUAUAACUACACCAUCAGGGAAAGAAGUUAUCAUGAGAUUCUCUUCAAGAUAAUAUCCUGUAGCUGGAAUACGCGCCUCUGGACAUACCAAGAAGGGGCUCUGGCAAAGUCGUUGAUUUUUCAGUUCAGCGACAUGCCGUAUGACCUCGACGUCAAUAUUUCCUGCUUACAGCAAUCGGGAAGCCCGAUUGAGCGAGCCUGUCUUGAUUUCGCGCUGUUCAGCCAAUACACUUCUCUUCGAGGCUUCAGAAAGCUCCAGUCUCAACAUGAGAGACUUGAGGCUGCUUCCGUGGCUUUCUGCUAUCGCACUACAAGUGUCGAAACCGAUGAAGCAUUGUGUCUUGCUACCCUAUUGGAUCUCAAUGCUACAGAAAUUGCACAUACACAACCAGAAUUGCGAAUGGCUAAAUUGUGGAAUAUGAUGCCAAAGAUUCCCUCUGAUAUCCUCUUUCAGAAUCUCGCUUGCCUUCCAGAUGCAGGUCUCAGUUGGGCACCUCGUACAUUCCUAGCAUCACGUUUGAACGCAUAUGGUAAUGGAACGCCACUAUCACCCGUCUCACUUGAAAGCCAAGAUGGACGUCUAGCCAGUCUGAGCGGCUCAGGUCUUCUCGUGGAGUACCAGGGCUUUUGCUUUUGUAUCGGAGACUCCGGGUUUGGGUCAUUCUUUUAUCUAAGAAUCGAGCAAGACUGGUUCUACGUCCAUUGCGGAGUCAAGGAUUUAAGAGUUUGGGGUUACCGCAACUACGGUAUUAUUACUUCAUUCGACCCCAACCUUCUUCGGGAAUAUACAUCGCUGGAAGUACUCAACGAUAGAUCCAAAGGUGUUUUAGUUGGUAUUACGGAUGUUAUUCACAGUGAUACAGGCAACCCUGUCUAUCUGUGUCAGAAGUUAGCAACGUGUAUAGUGGAAAAGUCGACUGCACCAGGCUUUGCUCGUGGUAGAUAUAUUUAUAAGGGUUUUAGAGGAUAUAGUAGACGCGACCCUAUGCGAUUUUUAGCAGGGGAUGCUAAGCAAACUCCUUAUAGCCAACUCUGGCAGAUUAGUUAA